Molecule: messenger RNA, 324 nt
Organism: Aspergillus melleus
Lineage: Eukaryota; Fungi; Ascomycota; Eurotiomycetes; Eurotiales; Aspergillaceae
Exons: 1
Coding region: 1-324 (107 amino acids)
Source: RefSeq, a predicted model, not a curated record
AUGCUUGACAUUGACCUCCGAAAUGAGGUCAAACGGGCGCCAGAACUAGUCUCCACUCACACCCGGCCGAAGAAUCUUGUCGAAGCGGGAUUCCUCGUGGAACGGUACGAGCGCUUGCUUGAGCAGGAAAAGGCAGAGCGCUCGCGGCUCCAUCCUCACAAGCACAGGGCUUCUCGUGGCGGGCACCGACCUCAUCAGAGACGACGGUCACAACGAAAUCCCUCUUGCCAUUCGCACUCCGAGGCCUACCAUGCCCCAAAGCGCAGGGGGUUCGUCCAAGUGGGAAGUCAACCCAAGAAUCGCUUGACAGACGCAGAACGCUAG